Molecule: messenger RNA, 4195 nt
Organism: Gigantopelta aegis
Lineage: Eukaryota; Metazoa; Mollusca; Gastropoda; Neomphalida; Peltospiridae
Product: zinc finger and BTB domain-containing protein 49-like
Exons: 4
Coding region: 140-1597 (485 amino acids)
Biological process (GO): regulation of transcription by RNA polymerase II; cell fate commitment
Cellular component (GO): cytoplasm; nucleus
Molecular function (GO): DNA-binding transcription activator activity, RNA polymerase II-specific; histone deacetylase binding; RNA polymerase II cis-regulatory region sequence-specific DNA binding
Source: RefSeq, a predicted model, not a curated record
GGGAGAUAAGUUUUUAAGCAAAAAGGAUGACGCGUGGUUUUGUUAAAUUUUAUCGUUGAAAAAUUAGACUAAGCUUCCACAUGUUUAUUAGAUAUACCAACCACUAAAAUUUGAUUAUCAUCCUUGAUACUAGAGGAAAAUGGACAAGCAAUAUUCCAUUCAAUUCUUCACAAAGUUUGUGGAAGCAAUGCAGAAGUUCUGCCGAGACUAUAUUGAAUUUGAACAGGCAGUGGAGCUGAGUGGCUACCUUUCUUUGGAGAUAGACAAUUACAAGAAGGAGAGAUAUGUUCUCAGUGAGAUGGUUCACAGUACUGGUGAUGUGAUCAGUGAGAGCUACUGUGUGAAAGCCUUCAAGACUAUGAAACGUUUACCUUCAAAGUCCGACACAGUUCUUAGAGACACAGUGAACGUCCGGGCAACAGGUGUUGCCGCGUCCAGGGAUGUCACCAUAGACCUCAGACACAGCCCAGAGCCACGGUCCCCACAUCAUGCUGGUUUCCAGCCAUCUUCGGUAAGACAUAGGGCAGCAAAUUCAUAUCGUUCAGUCUCAGGUGUUCCUCAAUCAUCUCAUCGUCAAGGACAACGGACAUCACCAUCCAUGUCUCCAUCAAACAAAAGAACUCAUUUGCCUUUUGCAGCCGGAGCAGCAAAUCAAGUUGUAGACAAACAGUCGGAUGUGUUUAACAGUCAGUAUGAAUCACAUUCAUCAGGGCAUAAUACUAAUAAUGAAGAACUUCUUGAAAUUCAACCAAGACAAUCCGUCCUAAUUUCUUCCAGCCAAACUGUUUCGACCAUUGCUGCUGAGGGCAAUUCUGAAUCCAGCAGUUUUGCACCUCCAAAGGAUGAUAGCCAAACUCCAGAAGCUCAUGCAAGAGGUCAGAAACGAAGCAUUCCCAUUUCCGAAGACGCACCAUUUUCUAAAAAAGAUAAAACGGAUGGUGACUUAGAUUCUCUUAUUACUGCUGCCACAAGUAUUGUUCCUGUUUCUGAAGCAGACGUGAACUCAUUUAAAAGUCUUUAUGAUUCUCAAAGUAAGCCGAUAUCAGCAGACACUGGUUCUAGUGAAAGUCCAUCAGCAUCUCUUCCAAGUGAAAGUAUACGUCUACCUCUACCUGGCAAUAUUCAUAUCAAAGAAGAGGUCAGUGACAUUGUGUUGUUGGACAGUCCAGACAAUGGUGGUGAUAAUUCAGACCUUGCUCAGUUAGAAGUUAGUUUUGGUGUUGCUGGACAAGAUUCAUCAUCAGAAUGGAACACCCAGAUGCAAUCAUCGAGUCAGCCCAAGUUUUCACAGGUAAGGAAAUUUGUGGCAGGGAGUGCCUCUGUGACACCACAGUGCAAGAAGAUCUUUGUAUGUGACCUUUGUGGAAAAGUUAUUAAGACAUAUAGUGGCCAUAGAAGACACAGGCUAACACAUGGUGUUAAUAAGAAAUUUAAGUGUGAGAUUUGCUACAAAUCAUUCGUAGAGAGACAUCAUUUUGAAGGGCAUAUGGAUGUCCAUGAUGGUAUCAAAUCUUAUGUUUGCUGCAAGUGUGGGAAGCAGUUUUCUUACAAAUCGUCUUACACAGGUCAUGUUAAGAUCUGUACUAAAUCAACCUGAAACGUUGUGGAGUUCAAUGUAGAUGUAGCUGGGUGGUAGAGCUGGAUGUCACCGAGUUUUAGAGCUGGAUGUCACCGAGUGGUAGAGCUACAUGUCACCGAGUGGUAGAGCUACAUGUCACCGAGUGGUAGAGCUACAUGUCACCGAAUGGUAGAGCUGGAUGUCACCGAGUGGUAGAGCUGGAUGUCACCGAGUUGGGCGAGCUGGUGCUGGAUGUCACUGAGUGGUAGAUAAGAGCUGGAUGUCACUGAGUGGGGGAGCUGGUGCUGGAUGUCACUGAGUGGUAGAGCUGGAUAUCACCAAGUGGUCACCGAGCGUGGAGCUUGAUGUCGUGGAGUGUUAGAACUGAAUGUUGUUAAGUGGUAAAGCUGUAAGUUGCUGAGUGGUAGAGCUGGAUGUCACCGAGUAAUAGAGUUACAUGUCACUGGGUAGGAGAGCUGGUGCUGGAUGUCACUGAGUGGUAGAGCUGGAUGUCACCGAGUAGUAGAGUUACAUGUCACUGGGUAGGGGAGCUGGUGCUGGAUGUCACUGAGUGGUAGAGCUGGAUGUCAGUAAGUGGUAGAGGUGGAUGCAGCUGGGUCAUAGAGCUGGAUGUAACUGAGUGGUAUAGCUGGUGCUGGAUGUUAAUGAAUUGUAGAGAUGGAUGUCGUUGAGUGGUAGAGCUGGAUGUGGUUGAGUGGUAGAGCUGGAUGUCACUGAGUGGUAGAGCUGGAUGUCACUGAGUGGUAGAGCUGGUGCUGGAUGUCACUGAGUGGUAGAGCUGAUGCCGGAUGUCACUGAGUGGUAGAGCUGGAUGUCACUGAGUGGUAGAGCUGGAUGUCACUGUGUGGUAGAGCUGGAUGUCACUGAGUGGUAGAGCUGGAUGUCACUGAGUGGUAGAGCUGGUGCUGGAUGUCACUGAGUGGUAGAGCUGAUGCCGGAUGUCACUGAGUGGUAGAGCUGGAUGUCACUGAGUGGUAGAGCUGGAUGUCACUGUGUGGUAGAGCUGGAUGUCACUGAGUGGUAGAGCUGGAUGUCACCGAGUGGUAGAGCUAGAUGUCACCGAGUGGUAGAGCUGGAUGUCACCGAGUGGUAGAGCUGGAUGUCACCGAGUGGUAGAUAAGAGCUGGAUGUCACCGAGUGGUAGAUAAGAGCUGGAUGUCACUGAGUGGUAGAUAAGAGCUGGAUGUCACUGAGUGGGGGAACUGGUGCUGGAUGUCACCGAGUGGUAGAGCUGGAUAUCACCAAGUGGUCACCGAGCGUGGAGCUUGAUGUCGUGGAGUGUUAGAACUGAAUGUUGUUAAGUGGUAAAGCUGUAAGUUGCUGAGUGGUAGAGCUGGAUGUCACCGAGUAGUAGAGUUACAUGUCACUGGGUAGGGGAGCUGGUGCUGGAUGUCACUGAGUGGUAGAGCUGGAUGUCAGUAAGUGGUAGAGGUGGAUGCAGCUGGGUCAUAGAGCUGGAUGUAACUGAGUGGUAUAGCUGGUGCUGGAUGUUAAUGAAUUGUAGAGAUGGAUGUCACUAGAGUGGUAGAGCUGGAUGUCACUGAGUGGAAGAACUGAUGCUGGAUGUCACCGAGUGGUAGAGUUGGAUGUCGCUGAGUGGUAGAGUUGGAUAUUGCUGAGUGGUAGAGCUGGAUGUUGCCGAGUGGUAGAGCUGGAAUUUUUUUUAAGUUUUACUAUGCUUGAAACCAUGUAUUUCUGACCAUCAAGAAGUAACGUACACUAAGUGUUAUAAAAAAAAGAAAGAAGGACCAUGUGUCCCUACCCCCAACUUACCUGGUCUCAGAACUGCAUCUUAAGAUAACAGUAAAUCACAUGUAGUCAAUGUAAGUAGCGAUGACCCAUUAUAUAAUUUGGUUUAUACUGUGUUACUUUAUUCAUGGUCUAUAAAAAUAAAAACUAUUUGUGUGUUAAUAGUGUUGUUGAGUUUAAAUAGAAAUGGAGAGAUUCAGUUGCUUAACUAGUGAAGUUAGUAAAUAGAUUUUAAUUUCAUUAACUCUGUACAAAAUAUACAUUGUGUGUAUGUGUGCACAGGUGUGCAUAUUUGUGUAAUGUAUAUAUAGUUAAACCCAUUUUACAAACAAUAAACUAUAGGAAUCGACAAAUGUUAUUUGUAGUGUGUUCAGAAAAGCAAUCAGUUUUUAGCACUUGUGAUCAGUUGAUUGGUAUGUCUACUAUGGCCAUAAUUAGAAAGUGGCUAAUUUCCCAUUACAGCUUACAUCUUUUUUUCUUUUUUCUUUUUUUUCUGAUAGCCGAAUCAGUACAAUACUUGUUGCCAAUUUAAAAUAAAAACAGAUGGUUUUAAUCUCAAUGUGCCUGUCAGGAGAAGUACAGUAAAGUACACUUAUAACGAACAUGCUUAGAACAAACUACUGCAUAGAACAAACUGAUCGUAAAGUCCUGUUUUUAUCUCUCAAUACAUUAAUAUUAGCCAACUUAUGCAAUAGUGUACAAUGAACUACUGCUAUAACAAACUAACUAUCGUGGUCCCUUCUGGUUUGUUCCAUUGAGCUAUUUCUCGUUCCAGCCAGUGCACCACAACUUGUAUAUCAAAGGCCGUGGUAUGUACUACCCUGUCUGUGGGAUGGUGCAUAUAAAAGAUCCCUUGCUGCUAAUCGG